CUCCCUGGCGCCUCGGAACGAGCGCUCCCAAGCCGACCCCGGUCCUCAUUGGCUGUUCUGAGGGCUGCCGCCGUCUAACGAGGAACAAGGCGCAGAGCAUCCGAGCGCGCGCUCCCUGCGGCGGGAUCCAGUCCCGCGGGGAAGGCGACCCGGCAGGGGCUGCAGGGGCCCAAGCUGACGGCAAAGGCUCCGGAGCCUGGCAUCUCUGCGGAGGACACCUGUUCUCCCUCGGGACCCUGUCUGGCUCACAGCCGGGGCCUCUCUCGAGAGCUCUGCAUCUCCAACCUGGCACCCACCCCAGAAGGCUCCAGUAAGUUCGAAGCACCCACGCGGCGUGCAAAUCCUCUCAGGGCCGUCAGAGGGGCGUCCCAACUCCUGUGUAUCCAACCUGCACCUCCAUUUACUUCUGCCUCAUCGUUUAUCCACCAACUGUUUACCAGUUCAUAUUUACUUGGUAUUCUGGGUCCACCCCGUGCGCCACCUGUCCAGAUCCUUACUUCUCUCCCACGGUGUUGGGAAAUCCCGUGCCCUAAAGAAUUCGAAUUGAGUGGUGGAGACGAAGGUGAAACCCCGGAAGGACGAUGUUCUACUAUCCCAACGUCCUUCAGCGCCACACCGGCUGCUUCGCCACCAUCUGGCUGGCCGCGACGCGCGGCAGCCGGCUGGUGAAGCGGGAAUACCUGAAGGUGAACGUGGUGAAGACCUGCGAGGAAAUCCUCAAUUACGUGCUGGUCCGAGUGCAGCCCCCGCAGCCCGGCCUGCCGCGGCCCCGCUUCUCGCUCUACCUCUCAGCCCAGCUCCAGAUCGGUGUGAUCCGGGUCUACUUUCAACAAUGCCAGUACCUCGUAGAGGACAUCCAGCACAUCCUGGAGCGCCUGCACCGUGCCCAGCUGCAAAUCCGCAUCGAUAUGGUGGAGCCUGAGCUGCCCAGCCUGCUGCUUCCUAACCGCCUGGCCAUGAUGGAGACCCUGGAAGAUGCUCCAGACCCCUUCUUUGGGAUGAUGUCUGUGGAUCCCAGACUUCCUAGCCCUUUCAAUAUCCCUCAGGUUCGACGUCUCUUAGAGGCUGUGAUCCCAGAGAGAGUUCUUGAGGAGAUCCCUCCUGAAGUCCCUACAGUGCCUAGGAAGCCAGACAGGAUCCCAGUCACUGUGGUGUCUCCCGAGGCCAUCACCCUCCUGGAGGCAGAGCCCAUACGCAUACUGCCUAUUGAGGGUGAAAAGGAACUCCCAGAGAUCAGCCGCCGAGAAUUGGAGCUGCUGGUUGCUGAGGAAGAAGAAGCUAUCUUGUUAGAGGAGCCCAAGGAGGAGCCCCGGGUCCCAGAGCCGGAAGCCAUAGUUCCCCCGGUCUCACCUGCAGCUCUUGCACCGGUGGAAGCAGAGCCACUUCCAGGCCUGGUCCUGGCCCCUGAAGAGCUGAAGCCGCCAGCCUGGGAGCCCGAGGCCCUACUUCCUGAGGUGACCCCACUGCGGGAGCUGCGUCUGCCGCCCCCAAUCAGCCCAGAGCGGAGGAGGCCCCCAGUCUUCCCACCUGCUCGCCGCCGCCGCCGGUUAUUGUUCUGGGACAAGGAAACUCAGAUCUCCCGGGAGAAAUUCCAGGCACAACUGCACGUCAGAGCCCACUGCUGGGAGUGUCCAAUGGUGCAGCCUCCCGAAAGGACCAUCAGAAGCCCCGGAGAGCUGUUCGGAAUCCCGACUCACCCUGGCCGGCUACCCCCAGAACUGCUGGCUUUCUGGACCCACUGUGCCCAGCCACCCCCAAGAGCACUCUGGCCACCCAUGGAGCCUGAAGAGGAGGCUGCUGAGAGGGAGCUAGCAGCUGAGGAGGAAAGGAGAAAGAUUGAGAUUCCGAGUGAUAUCGAGGUCCUGAGGGAGGCCCUGGAGCCCAGUGUGCCCCUCAUGGUGUCUGCAGAGCUCUCCUUAGAGAUGGCUGAGGAGGAGAAGACCCGCAUCAGCCUCGUCCCCCCGGAAGAGCGCUGGGCCUGGGCUGAGGCGGAACUCCCAGAGGUCCCUGCAUUGCCCGUGGUUCCCGAACUCCCUGAGGUGCCCAUGGAGAUGCCUGUGGCGCUGCCCCCGGAGCCUGAGAUGCUCUCACUGGAGGCCGUGCACAGGGCAGUGGCACUGGAGCUGCAGGCCAAGAGGGUGCCUGACUUCAGCAGCCUGGUGCCACCUCUCAGCCCCCGCAGGAUGGCCGCCCGCGUCUUCUACUUGCUCCUGGUGCUCGCAGCGCAGCAGAUCCUCCGUGUGGAACAAGAGGAGCCAUACGGGCGCCUUCUGAUCCAGCCAGGACCCCGAUUCCACUGUGGUUAGAGCCAAUUUACAAAGCUGCCAGGAAACCGGCUACAUUAAACUAUGUUCUGCCUCAACAGCCCCUGCCUGCCUCAUUUCUGAACAUGCAUC
This is a messenger RNA of Diceros bicornis minor, 2396 nucleotides long. RefSeq names its product REC8 meiotic recombination protein (gene REC8). Gene Ontology annotation, molecular function: protein binding; chromatin binding. Gene Ontology annotation, biological process: synaptonemal complex assembly; mitotic sister chromatid cohesion; replication-born double-strand break repair via sister chromatid exchange. The record is from RefSeq and is a predicted model, not a curated record. The transcript has 19 exons. Gene Ontology annotation, cellular component: cohesin complex; synaptonemal complex. Lineage: Eukaryota; Metazoa; Chordata; Mammalia; Perissodactyla; Rhinocerotidae. Bases 582 to 2306 code for a protein of 574 amino acids.